AUGAGUUUCGGAGGUCCCGGCGGUGGUGUCACACCCGUUAAACCUACUCCUCCCGAGCGCGGAAGUUUCCCUCUCGAUCACGAUGGCGAAUGCAAACACCUCAUCCAGAACUACCUCAAAUGCUUAAAGCUGCAGCGCGGCGUCAACGACGAGGAAUGCCGCAAGCUAGCCAAGGGAUACUUGGCUUGUCGGAUGGAUAAGAACCUGAUGGCGCCGGAUGAUUUCAAGAAUCUGGGGCUUAUAUUCAAGGGGGAUGCCGGGGAUGCCGGGGAUGCACAAGCGCAAGCUCAGUCGCAGACGCAGACGCAGAAUGGGCCGAGUACGAAUACGAGAUCUUGA
Aspergillus calidoustus is the source of this 339-nucleotide messenger RNA. NCBI's taxonomy places the organism in Eukaryota, Fungi, Ascomycota, Eurotiomycetes, Eurotiales, Aspergillaceae. The record is from the annotation of a GenBank genome assembly.